AUGCUGCGCUGCCCCAUCACCUGCAGCAGCGCGCUGCAGUGUCUGCGGCAACUGGUGAAAGCAGCAGUUUCUGCUGCUGUGCUGCCUGGGCGUGCUGCUCUAGCUGACGCUUUGCUGCUGGUGCAGCAGCAGCGGGAAGUUGCUGCUGCUGCUGCUGCAGUGCUGUCCACGGGGCGCGGCGGCGGGGCCCUGUCUUUGGCUGGCAGCCAGCUGGUGCUGCCGCUGGUAUCUGCUGUGCUGCUGCGCGCAGAUGCAGCAGCAGCACCUGCAUGCAAGCAGGCGCUGCUGCUGCUGCAGCAGCAGCUGCGGCUGCGGGCCAAACUCGACCCCGAUGCUGUUGCUGCUUGUCUUGCUGCUGUGCUGCGCGCGCACCCGGGGCUGGUAGCAGCAGGGCAGGAGGCGCUGUGUCUUGCUGCUGAGCAGCUGCUGCAGCAGCAGCAGCUGCCGCAGCUGCUGCUGCUGGCCACGAGCGAAGUAGCAGCAACUCGCAAGGCGGUUGCUGCUGCGCUGCAGCACGUUCCUCUGGACUCCAUCGGGUCUGCUGCACCUCUUUUUGUUGCUACUCUUCUCGUGCUGCAGCAAGACAAAGCUGAUCCUGAAAUCCCCAAACUUGCUGCUCAGCUGCUGCAGCAGCUGCCGCAGCAGCUAAAGGGGGAUGCGCAGCAGCACCUCCAGGUCCUCUCGCAGCUGCUCGCCUGCCCAGACAAGACUUUCAGAGAAAUGGCAGCGCAGGCGUUUGCUGCUGAAGUGGAGAGCGAGGCCGGCGGGGCAGCAGCAGUAGCAGCAGCGCUGCUGCUGCUGCUGGACUUGUUCAUGGGUCGGCGUGCGUUGGAGGGUCCCUUCGCAGCCCCCAAGCAGCAGCAGCAGCAGGAGCAGCAGCAGCAGCAGCAGCAGCAAGGGAUGGUGUACAAGAAGAAGGAGCUGGACGCUGCGAACAUUUUUGGCGGGACAGUGAAGGGCAAGGGCAAGGGCCGGUCAGCAGCAGCAGCAGCAAGCGCUGCUGCUGCAGCAGCUGCAGCAGAGGAAGAGGCGUCCCCCGCGCAGCAGCAGGAGCCGCAGCAGCAGCAGCAGCAGCAGCUGCGGACAGGCCCGGAGCUGGCGGUGAUGCACGGCGCAGCUAGCGCGCUUCGCUGCUGCGCCGAGCGCGGGCUGCUGCAGACUGCUGACACUUUGCUGCAGCUGCUGCAGUUCCUGCUGCAGGACAGCCUCGUGUGUCCCGAGGCCCUGGCAGAUCCGCUGCUGCAGCAGGAACUUCUUGCUGCUGGUGUUGCAGCAAUCCGCGGCGCCGAGGGCGACGCGCUGCGGCGGGAGAUCUUCGGCUACCUCGACAGCUGCGCCAGCAAGUUCAGCAGCAGCAGCAGCAGCAGCAGCAGCGGGAGCAGCAGCAGCAGCAGCAGCGGCGGCGGCGGCAAGAGCAGCGGCAAAAGCAGCAGCAGCAGCAGCAGCAGCAGCGAGGGCGCUGAGGACCCAGCAGCAGCAGCAGCGCAGGCAGCUCAUGCUUUGUUUUGCGGGUCUUUGGCGGAAAAGAUGGGAAAAGAUGAUCCGCUGCUGCUGCCAAUAGUGCAGCGGCUGGAAGCUUCGUUGCUGUCUGCUGCUGCUCCUUCAGCAGAAGUGCAGCGGCUGCUGUCGCGGCCGCUGACGCCGCUGGUGAAGCUGCUGGCUGCUGCUGCUGCGGAGCAGCCGCCGCCGCAGGACGCGCCGCAGCAAGACCCGCAGCAGCAGCAGCAGCAGCAGGGGCGGUCCGCUGCGCAGGAGCUGCUGCAGCGGUUCCUAGCAGCAGCACUGGGGGCCCCCGACCUGCCAGUGCGGCGGGGGGCCUCCUUGGGAGUUGCUGCAUGCGUGAAGGGUUUGGGGCUGAUAAGUUUGAAGAGAGAAGAAGUGCUGCAGCAGCUGCAGCAAGCGUUAGCAGCAAAAGAAAGUGUGGGGCGGCAGGGGGCGCUGCUGUGCGUGGAGGCGCUGAGCGAAAGCCUGGGCCGGCUGUUCGAGCCGUACACUUUGCUGCUGCUGCAGCAGCUGCUGCAGUGCCUGGGAGACGCAGCAGCACCGGUGCGCGCUGCAGCGCAGCAGGCCGCGCGGCAGCUGAUGCAGCAGCAAAGCGCGCACGGGCUGCGGCGCGUGCUGCUGCUGCUCACGGAGCAGCUGCAGCAGCCCCACUGGAAAGCCAAAGUGGCUAGCUUGCAGCUGCUAGCUGCUAUGGCUAGCUGCAACCCGAAGCAGCUAGCCAUCUGCGUGCACAAGGCAGUGCCGCUGCUGACGGACGUGGCUAGCGACGCGUGUCUGCCGCAGCAGGUGCGUGCUGCUGCUGCUGCUGCGCUGCAGUCGGUUGCUGCUGCAGUGGAGGCGCCGGAGCUGCAGCAGGCGGUGCCGCAGCUGCUGCAGGCCCUCAAAGACCCCUCGUUGGAAAACUCUAAAAGAGCGCUUGACUCUCUCCUCGCUUUGGACUGCUGCUGCUUCUCAGAUGAAGCAGCAGCAGCAGCACUUUCUCUCUGCAUCCCCGUGCUGGUGCGGGCCAUCAGCGAGCGCAGCAGCAGCGAAGUCAAGCGCAAAGCAGCAGAAAUCAUCGGCUCUUUGGGGCUGCUGUGUCAGCAGCAGCAGGCGCUGCUGCCGUACCUGCCGCAGCUGCUGCCGCCGCUGCAGCAGGCCCUCGGGGAUCCGAUCCCAGCAGUUCGUGCUGCAGCAGCAAGGGCGUGUGGGGCGGUGGCCCGCGGCGUGGGCGAGGCGGAGCUGGCGGAGCUGCUGCAGUGGCUGCUGCAGACGCUGAGCAGCAGCAGCAGCAGCAGCGUGGAGCGCAGCGGCGCGGCGAACGGGCUGUCGGAGCUGCUGCUGGCGUGGGGCCCCGCGCGGCUGCAGCAGCUGCUGCCGCAGCUGCUGCAGCAAGCAGCAGACGCAGGGGGGCCCCCAGGGGCCCGCGAAGGCUUUUUGGGACUUUUUGUUUUUCUUCCAAAAGCUUUUCAAAAAGACUUCCAAGACUUCGUGCCGCAAGUGCUGCCAGUUGUGCUGCAGGGACUUGCUGCUGAAGAAGA
Molecule: messenger RNA, 3023 nt
Organism: Eimeria tenella
Lineage: Eukaryota; Apicomplexa; Conoidasida; Eucoccidiorida; Eimeriidae
Product: translational activator, putative
Exons: 2
Biological process (GO): regulation of translation; cellular response to amino acid starvation
Cellular component (GO): cytosol
Molecular function (GO): protein kinase regulator activity
Source: RefSeq, a predicted model, not a curated record